Molecule: messenger RNA, 1113 nt
Organism: Alternaria rosae
Lineage: Eukaryota; Fungi; Ascomycota; Dothideomycetes; Pleosporales; Pleosporaceae
Product: Isy1-like splicing factor
Exons: 1
Coding region: 114-869 (251 amino acids)
Biological process (GO): generation of catalytic spliceosome for second transesterification step; mRNA 3'-splice site recognition
Cellular component (GO): post-mRNA release spliceosomal complex; catalytic step 2 spliceosome; post-spliceosomal complex
Source: RefSeq, a predicted model, not a curated record
CGACACGGCACGCCAUCUAGCUCCGACAGAAAGCUACUGCCAUCGAGGGAAACCCUCUCGCUCCUGCGGUCUCACAGUAACGUGGAGCUCGAAUCCAAGCCAGAACCGCAAGCAUGGCGCGUAAUUCUGAAAAGGCGCACUCGAUGCUCUUCCGCUUCCGCGCUGCGCAGGCCGCGGAAGCUGGUAUCAUCGACAUAUCGCGUACCCGCCGCCCCAAGCUCAUCACCUCGGUCAACUCGAUUCCCAUUUGCGAGAAAUGGCGCGGUCAGGUGCUAAAGGAGAUUUCGCGCAAAGUCACAAAGAUCCAGGACGAGGCCCUUUCAGACUACCAGAUCCGCGACCUCAACGAUGAGAUCAACAAACUCAUGAGAGAGAAGCACAUGUGGGAAAGUCAGAUAAGAGGCUUGGGUGGACCGAACUACAUGAGAGGCGGGCGAGUGCUGGAUGAAGAAGGGCGGGAGGUGCCAGGAGGAGGAAAGGGAUACAGAUACUUUGGACGAGCCAAGGACCUGCCGGGUGUCAAGGAGUUGUUCGAGAGGCAGAGCAGACCGGAAGAUGACAUGGACAAGGGGCGCGAAAAGAGGAGUGAGCUGAGGCAGAAGGUGGAUGCGGGCUACUAUGGCUACAACCUAGACGAAGAGGACGGCACGCUGCUAGCAUAUGAAACGGCGAAAGAACAGGAGGCCUGGGACAAUUUCAUGUUACUCGGCGAUGAACUGGACGCAAAGCCGAGCAAAACACAGAAGGAGUGGAUGGAAUUACCAGGUGACGUGGGCGACGGCAUACGAUGGCGCAUCCCAACCCUUGACGAGGUCAACAACGAGCUAGUCGAGCGCAGGAGAAGGAAGCUUCUUGAGAAACUGGGUUGAGUGCGUAGUUUCGGCGGUGAAGUGUACAGCAGCAGACUGCGACUUUAUAGGUGCAGCUUCUACUUGGCUGGGAGACGAGAAUCAAACAUUGAUACCCUUGCCGAGCGACCGGCUUCACAAAACUUAUAUACAUUAGAGUCAUUGGGACAAGCAAGAGCAAGUUCAAUUCAGCAUGACAAUGCAAGUGGUGCAUGAUGCUUUGGUCAUUCAUGCUUAGAUACCAUCAGAUGGACUACUCUGUGCG